AUGGCAAAUUCUUCGUUCUCUUUCACUUCAUUUGAUUUCAAUGGAAUCCAAGGCCGUUAUGGUAGUCUUACAGAGGAUAACGAUAAAGAGGAAGAGGUGCUCAAAGGAAAGCAAGAUCAAAUGUUUAUCAUGGAAGAGUUUAAAGAGGUUAAUCUACUUUUUCCUGAAUUCGAGUACCACAACGACAAUAUGGCCAAGAAUGGACUCCAUUUGUUCAAAGAUCAUCAGCAAUUAUUGGAGCAACAACAGCAACAAGCCAAACCAAUUGAUUUGUUGUCAAAUAAUUUCCAACCCAAUUUUGUUCCCCCGCCAGCACAAUCACUUCAGGAAAAUGAAAUUCUGAAACUCAAAAGCGUCGAAACAAGCAGCAACCAACUUUAUAAACCAGCGAAGGAAGCGCCACAUCCAUUUGCAUUAUCAUCUCUUGAACUACUAUGUAAUUAUGCAAGCGGGUUCAAGAAGAUGAAGGGAAAACUAUCCUGCACCGACACUGGAAUCGAAAUUAGUGAAGGGAGUCGCAAGAAAUUAUCAACCGAAGAAAUCAUGAGGGUCGCUGGAGCAAGGUAUAUACACUUUUCUGACCAAAGUUAUGAUGAUUUUUCAAUGGUCAUGCACCCUUUUGGUCAUGCUCUCUCAGGCCUGUCCGAAGAGGAAACUAGAGAUGUUGAACUAGUCCAUCUUCUUCUUGCAGCGGCCGAGAAAGUAGGCCACCAACAAUACGAACGCGCAAGCAGAUUGCUCUCACGUUGUGAAUGGAUUGCGGCUGAGAGAGGUAAUCCUGCCCAAAGAAUUGUUUUUGAUUUUGCCGCGGCUCUUCGAGAGAGGAUUGACAAAGAAACAGGUAAUAUCACGUCCAGGGAAUUACAACUGGAGGGAAAAGGAAUCAAUAUGGCUGAUCACGGGUUGUGUACUAAUUCUGUAUUCCUUUCAUGCUACCAGCGUAUCCCAAUUAAUCAGGUUAUGCAAUUCGCAGCAAUCCAAUCCAUACUUGAAAAUGUUUCAAACGCAAGCAAGGUCCAUUUGGUGGAUUUUGAGAUUAGGAGUGGAGUUCAAUGGACAGCCUUUAUGCAGGCUCUUGCAGAGCGUGAGCAACGCCCCAUUCAACUUAUCAAGAUAACUGCUGUUGGGAUUAGAAAUAAAGAGGAGAUGGAGGAGACUGGUAAGAGAUUGUCAAGCUUUGCUGAGUCCUUCAACUUGCCUUUUGAAUUCAAGGUUGUUUGUGUCUCAUCCUUCUCAGAGAUUAAGGACGGACAUUUCCAGAUUGAAAAAGAUGAAUCAGUCGUCAUUUAUUGUUCACUGAUAUUGAGAGUAAUGAUUGCAUGGCCUAGUUGUUUGGAAAACCUAAUGAGUGUGAUCAGAAAGCUUAAUCCAUCUAUCAUGGUGGUCAUUGAAGCUGAAGCUAACCAUAAUUCACCGUCUUUUGUGAAUCGUUUCAUUGAAGCCUUGUUCUAUUACAGUGCACUUUUCGAUAGCCUAGAAACAUGCAUGGACAAUGUUGAGCACAAAAUUAUGCUGGAAACAAUUUUUAACAAUGGGAUUAGAAACAUUGUAGCGAAUGAGGGCGGUGAGAGAACUGUUCGAAGUGUGAAGAUAGAGGUGUGGAGAGCAUUUUUCUCAAGAUUUAGAAUGGUAGAAAUGGGAUUCAGCGACUCGUGUUUGUACCUGGCUAAUUUGGUUGUUAAACAAUUUCCUUGUGCAAGUUGCUGCUCUCUUGAUAAGGAUGGGAAAUGCCUAGUUAUUGGGUGGAAAGGAACGCCGAUUCUUUCUCUUUCAGCUUGGAAGUUCUCUAAAGAAAGAGGGAGAUCAUUUCUACAUUAUAGGUUCUAA
Pistacia vera is the source of this 1827-nucleotide messenger RNA. RefSeq names its product DELLA protein RGL1-like. Bases 1 to 1827 code for a protein of 608 amino acids. The transcript has a single exon. Gene Ontology annotation, cellular component: nucleus. Gene Ontology annotation, biological process: regulation of DNA-templated transcription. Gene Ontology annotation, molecular function: sequence-specific DNA binding; DNA-binding transcription factor activity. NCBI's taxonomy places the organism in Eukaryota, Viridiplantae, Streptophyta, Magnoliopsida, Sapindales, Anacardiaceae. The record is from RefSeq and is a predicted model, not a curated record.